Messenger RNA from Penicillium daleae, 240 nucleotides. RefSeq lists its product as uncharacterized. Lineage: Eukaryota; Fungi; Ascomycota; Eurotiomycetes; Eurotiales; Aspergillaceae. Bases 1 to 240 code for a protein of 79 amino acids. The record is from RefSeq and is a predicted model, not a curated record. The transcript has 3 exons.
AUGCUUUCUUGGACGUCAUCCUGGGAGUUGAUGGUAGAACGACUUGUACUAGAGUGGAAAGUCACUCAUGGGAAGUGGGACGAGAAGCGCGACGGCUUGUAUGACAAGAGCAAAGAGAAACCUCCCGCAUACAUAGAUCGUUUUAAGUCUUAUAACCUUAUUACUACCCUAGCUCCGAAUGAGAGCGACGGUCCGGAUGAUAAGUCGAAUAAGGAGGAAGAGAAACUGAAUCAAGUCUAA